Daucus carota subsp. sativus is the source of this 1443-nucleotide messenger RNA. Its product is annotated as GDSL esterase/lipase At5g45910. Bases 6 to 1106 code for a protein of 366 amino acids. NCBI's taxonomy places the organism in Eukaryota, Viridiplantae, Streptophyta, Magnoliopsida, Apiales, Apiaceae. The record is from RefSeq and is a predicted model, not a curated record. Gene Ontology annotation, molecular function: hydrolase activity, acting on ester bonds. The transcript has 5 exons.
CAAGCAUGACCUUGUUUUAUUUCCUCUUGUGUAUGCUUUGUGCAGCUUCAUGCACUAAAACUCCUCCUCCUCCUCCUAGAAAAUAUAACUCCAUCACCAGUUUUGGGGACUCCCUAGCGGACACCGGAAAUUUCUUACUUUCCGGGGCCCUUCCAUUCUCAGUAGUAGGAAAUCUGCCUUACGGCGAGACAUUUUUCCAACGACCAACAGGUCGAUGCUCCAACGGCCGUCUCAUAGUUGAUUUCUUUGCUGAGGCGUAUGGAUUGCCCUAUCUACCGCCGUAUCUAGCAAUUGUGGAUGGGGUCAAGUAUGAAAAUGGAGUGAACUUCGCAGUUGCUGGCGCUACUGCACUUGAUGCCGAGUUUUACGCAGACAAGAAACUGGGACACUUUUUAUGGACCAACAGUUCGUUAAGUGUUCAGCUUGGCUGGUUCAAGAAGCUCAAAUCAACCUUAUGCACAACCAGACAAGAAUGUGACAACUAUUUCAAAAAGUCACUGUUUCUGGUGGGAGAGAUUGGUGGAAACGACUACAAUUAUCCGUUAUUUGGUGGUGCAAGCCCGAAAGAGCUCGAAGCUUUAGUGCCUCUAGUUCUUGAAAAGAUCAUUUCAACAGCAAGUACGCUGAUAGAGGAAGGUGCGGUUGAGCUCCUUGUUCCAGGGAAUUUGCCCAUCGGUUGCUUGCCAGCGUACUUGACCCUCUUCCUUACACCGGAGAAAGCAGCCUACGAUAGAAAUGGGUGCUUGAGAGCGCACAACGCUUUUGCAAAGUUUCACAACAAGCAACUCCAGUUUGCUUUGGGUAGCUUGAGAGCAAAAUAUCCGCAUGCUAAGAUCAUGUACGCCGAUUACUACAAUGCAGCUAAGAAAUAUGUUCACAAUCCGCUACAUCAUGGAUUCACAAAUGGUGUAUUAGCUGCAUGUUGUGGAGGAGGAGGAUCCUUCAACUUCAACAGUAGCGCAAGUUGUGGGCGCACCGGGUCCAAAACAUGCACUAAUCCUUCUACAUAUGCUAAUUGGGAUGGGAUUCACUUAACAGAGGCAGCUUAUGGGCUUAUAGCCAAGGCUUUAAUUCGUGGUCCUUUCACGUCACCGCGUAUUCAGUAAAAAAUUAAUAUUAACUACCCUCUCCGUUCUUAAAUAUCUGUCUUUUGACUUUUUAGCAUGUACGUUAAAAUAUUUUGAGUUAAAAAUAUUAUUAUAUCUAGUAUUUCCUUUUUCUCCUCUCAGGGUGAUAUAUCUGGUGUAUUAACUAUUGCACGGGCUUUACUUUUAGUUUCUGUCAUGUAAACGUGAACGGGUGUAACCAUAUCAUACAUGGUACAUAUCUGAAGAUGAGUUCGUGACCUAAAUAACUGCUACACCAAGUGUUUCCACCUCUUUCAUUUUUAUGUACGAGCGUGCGUACAAUAUGUGGUACCGAAUACAACUGAUGUUUUUAGCU